Aspergillus luchuensis is the source of this 642-nucleotide messenger RNA. RefSeq lists its product as uncharacterized. NCBI's taxonomy places the organism in Eukaryota, Fungi, Ascomycota, Eurotiomycetes, Eurotiales, Aspergillaceae. The record is from RefSeq and is a predicted model, not a curated record. Bases 1 to 642 code for a protein of 213 amino acids. The transcript has a single exon.
AUGCAGGUGAAGAUGAUUGGAGCGGUCAUUGAUGAUUCUGUUCCGCCGUAUAUUGGGAUACCCCGAGGCACGGUCGAACCCGUCUUCAAGAUGGCAUGUCGCCUCCGAUUUGCGAAACCCGACGUUGAUAUGCUGUUAGGCCGUAUUGACACGCAGUUGGACCGUAUGAUCGUUUUGGCGCUCAUUGAAGCUGCUCUUCGACUGCUGCCGCCCGACAACACCCCCGAAGGCAGAGCAGAGGCAAAAAAGAAAAUGCAAAAGAAAAUGGAGCAAGCAAGACUCCACGAAACAGCUUUUAUCGACCAAUUGCGAUAUUUUGGCUAUCAGUUUUUGACAGAGAGAGAGCAGAAAGAAGUACAACUACAUCCAACACCUGAUAUCCGGUUUCUGAGACCUAUAUCUAUUCAGGGGCACCUGUGUCACUGGUUAGAAUACAAAAGCUACUUCGGUUUCAAAGCGAAUCCGUUCAUUGCUUCGAAAAACAAGAAGCAACUCACAAAAUAUACAUCUGAGCUAGGAUCCGGCGCCGUUGUGUACAAGUUAGGGUUUGAGAUUGACCACAUACUUGUGGCUGGACUUCGUUCGUUUCGCGAGGCAGAAGUCUUACAUUCUCUCGGCCGACAGUCUAGACUAAGUAAGUAG